This is a messenger RNA of Nelumbo nucifera (sacred lotus), 780 nucleotides long. The record is from RefSeq and is a predicted model, not a curated record. Lineage: Eukaryota; Viridiplantae; Streptophyta; Magnoliopsida; Proteales; Nelumbonaceae.
AUGACCACCAUCCUUCAGCGCUGCCUCCGCCCACCUUUGACAACAGCACCGGCCACCUCAUGUCGUCUAAUUGGCGUUGUCGGAGGUGGGCAGAGAUGGAGGCGGCAGCAGCACUGGUGGAUGAUAGUCAUUGAGAUUAACAAGGCUGCGGCGGAGGUGGCAUUGCCGGAGCUUUCGAGUUUGGGAUUCAUGGGUUCCAGAGUUACAACAUGCUUCUUUGUUUUCAUGAUCUUUCUGUUACUGGCGUUGCCCUCACCACCUCACCCCCGCUUGAGAUCACCAAAAGUCCCCCAUCGCCCACCGUACCAUUCUCACCCACCAUCCCAACCGCAGCAUGGCAAAGAGCGAUGUAAAGURUCACCACCGACCAACAACUCGCCAGUGCCGCCAGUUAUUGUCCCGUUGAUCAUCAUCAUUUAUCCCCCAGUUAUUACUCCACCGGUAACCAAUCCUCCUGUAACCAUUCCACCUCCGUCAUCCACGUACCCGCCUUACACUAGUAACCCUCCUUCAAGAGGUAGCAGUGGUGGUGGUGGUCUUACACCACCUUCUGGAGGUGGAAGUGGACUUCCAAGGGCAAAUCCUCCACCUUCAACCAGUUUGACAUGCCCAAUCAACGCGCUGAAACUAGGGUUGUGCUUGGAUGUUCUUAGCGGGUUGGUGCAUGUUGGAUUAGGGAACCUAGUGGAAAAUGCUUGUUGUUCAGUGCUUGGAGAUUUGCUAGAGAUUGAAGCAGUUGUUUGCCUCUGCAAUGGUAUAAGGCUUAGGGAUUAUAGCUGA